AUGAGUGAAGGAGGGGCUCCGAAAACAGCCCCAGCGGAGCAAUCCGCCCCCAAAGAUACAAAUCAGGUGCCCAGAAAAGGCAAUGAUGGCUCACCUACCAAAAAUGUGAAGGCGGGUGCUGCACCCCCUACCAAUCCAUGGGCCAGGAAGGAAUUGACUCCCGAGCCCGCCAAAACGGCACCCGCACCUAAUAAGGCAGCUGAGACACCGCCGCAAAAGAAAUCCGGAGCAUCAAGUCCAGCGAAAGUCGCGAAGGAUGAAACCCCUCCCACGACAAAGAGUGGACCCAAGCCCUCGUGGAAAAAGCAGAGCAGUCAGGACAACAAGCCCAAGACGGCUGUCCUAGACGAUCCCGAUCUGUGGCCGGAUCUUAAGGACGAGCCAGAGACCACCAGCACAACUGAGCCCAAACAGACUGACGCGGGUACUGCGGCAGAGCGUGAGGCUACUCGCAAGGCGAACAAAGGUACAAAAUGGGUCCCUUUCAAAAUUGAGCCGGGCACAGCACCUGCCGGUGGGGCCGACGGCUCAAGCAACGAACAGAAUAAAGGCAAAAGCAAAUCUCAAAACCACAAUUCAGAAAAGGCACAAUCCCAAAAUAGCCGGGAUGGCCAACACAGUAACCAUGGCAACCACGGUCACCAUCAGAAUAAUAGCCAGAGUGGGGGCCAAGGUUCGAAAACCCGCAAGAAAUCACAUGGCAGCAAGGGCGGGCAUGGGGUCAGAGCAGCGCACAACAACGUGCCCGUAGGUAUAGACCCUAGCAUGGUCGCACAUCCCUAUGCUUACAACAUGCCAUAUAGCGGUCCCCGGUCAAUGGGAGGUCGGCCGUAUGAGAAUGCUGUCGUACCACCCGCACAGGCGAUGGGUGCCACACCACACAUGGGGGCGCCAAACAUGUACAGUGGGGGGGUCUUUUAUCCGCAAAAUAUGCAGCAGAGUGAGAAGGUGCUUAAGGCUAACCUCAAGAAGCAGAUUGAAUACUACUUCAGUACCGAGAACUUGUGCAAAGAUCUCUUCCUGAGGCAACAAAUGGACAAGAACGGAUACCUGCCACUGUCCUUCAUUGCGAAUUUCAACCGAGUGCGACUCAUGACCAACGACCUGAGCAUGAUUGAGAAGUCGCUGCGGGGUAGUACGGUGUUAGAGGUGACCAAACAGUACGACAUCCGCAAACGCGAAGAUGCGCUGCGAUGGCCCAUUCUGCGCAAGGCGGACGGCAGCUUCCCCUUCACACCCCCAGGCAUCCCCGCCAACCCCACGGAGAAGGAGGACUUCCGACGCAAGCUCGAGGAAAGCCAUAAGAGCGACGACAAGAAUGGAGCCGCUCCAAGCAAUACGGGCGCUAAGAACGAAAGCGAUACUAGCAGGACGCAAGAGCAGGAGGAUCUGUGGACCGAGGUCAGGCGUGGCAAGAAGAAGAGCAUCUCAUCUGAGACCAAGAAACCAGCGCAAGGCAGCAAAGGCCAGAACAAGAACAAAGCCAAUUCUCGAGGCGAUGUUGACAACAAGGCGCCCGAAGACAGCCAGAUCGAGGAAUUGGAGUUCGAGUUCGAAGAAGACCUUGAAAAGGCCAAUUACGGCGAGGUGAAAGACCGGGGCAUGUCUGGUAUCAAUGACUUUACCGAUGAUUCUGAUCCUGAGUGCGAUAGUGAGAUUGAAGACGAGGAUGUGGAUAACAUUGUGAUUGUCACACAGACACCCCCAGCACCCAAGGGCAAGGGACGCAUGGCCGUUAUGCAGGAGACUACUAGCGGCGGCGGUGCUGUGGGCGAACCCGCGGCACAGAAAAAGAAGAUCAAAGCCGAGGAAUGGGCCGAGAUGAUCAACAUCGGGCUGUACUACUACGAGCAGGACAUGUACAAGGACGACUACGUAGGCUCCACCGAUGUGACUGAGGGGGCCAUUGAUAUGUCAAGCACAGGCGCACGCACACCACGAACCCCCAAGACUCCCAAGACCCCAGGAGUCACCCAGGCGCCCCGUUUCUACCCUGUCAACGAGAAGAGAGACCCCAAAAAGGAGGGCCGCAAGGGCAAGACAAAGUACAGUAGCAACCCACCCAAGGAAUCCCAUGUGGGUUGGAUGAUGGCGCCCGUCAAUGAUGACCAGGACGCAGACGGUACUGAUGGCACCAAGAAGAUCGGACCGCCUCAACCCAUGGCUAUGCCAGGCAUGACACCCAAGGACGCCUCCGCCAUGUCAUUCGGCUCAUUCCAGCACCCGUCGCACGAUCUGCUGCGUAGCGACUGUUUCGUACAAACCAAAUACAACAAAUACCACGCUAAGUGUCUCCGAGAACGCAAGAAAGCUGGUGCGGGCCACUCGCAGGAGAUGAACACGCUGUUCCGUUUCUGGUCGUUUUUCUUGCGUGAUCAGUUCAACAAGCGCAUGUACCAGGAGUUCAAAACGCUGGCUCUCGAGGACGCGCAGACUGGCUACAGGUACGGAUUGGAGUGUCUGUUCCGAUUCUACAGUUACGGUUUGGAGAAGAAGUUCCGUCCCGAGAUCUUCGCCGAUUUCCAGCAUGAAACUCUGCAGGACUACAAGAACAAGUACGUGUACGGACUUGAGAAGUUUUGGGCCUUCAUCAAAUACCGCAGAGACCCACGACCGGUGGAGAUCUGUCCGGAGCUGAAGGCGACGUUGGCCAACUUCAAGACUCUGUCGGACUUCAAGGCGGCUGCCAGUGCAUUCGAGCAGCAGCGCAAAUCCGAGGCCAAGAAUAAUCCGAAAGCCAAGACACAGGACAAGAAGAAGGGCGGUGAUAAGGAGGGCAAGGGCACCAAUGAGAAGACAGAGAAUAAGGAAAAGGCCGUAGAGGCGGAACGUAAGAAGAGUGAGGCUAAAGCUGUGGAUGUUCCGGCUGCUAAGGAGUAGAGUGGCGGAGAGGAGGGUGGCGGAGGGCUCGAAGGCAUUGUACAUAGUUUUAAAACAGACCAAUACGCAUAUACACAUACAUAUGUUUAUAUUUAUUUAUAUAUAUAUAGGUAUAUAUUUGUACAUAUCUGUAUAUAUAUAUACUUGAAUACAAGCUCUCAUCUGCACACCGUGGUGCAUGUGAUGUGACUGUGGUCCGAUUGAAGCGAGGACACGAGCACGCGCACACAGUGCAGCCGUUCGGAUAGACACAAGGUGUUUACGUACGGUUUGGGGGUACGUAUUCUGGGCGAGUAUUGGUCUACCAGGGCAGGCGAUGCCGAGAAAAGCCGUUUGCGUAUGUACUAUGCGUUCAACGUACACUCGGCGAGUAUUGGUGGACUGGUAGGAGAGGAGUUGAGAAUAAUAACCACGUGCGUGGUGGAGCGUAUAGGCUUGAUGCCGACGUUUCUAUUGGUUAUUAAUAUGUUUAUAGUUUUAUUAAAGUCCAAGUUAGGGUCA
Molecule: messenger RNA, 3381 nt
Organism: Sphaeroforma arctica JP610
Lineage: Eukaryota; Ichthyosporea; Ichthyophonida
Exons: 19
Coding region: 1-2880 (959 amino acids)
Biological process (GO): mRNA stabilization; positive regulation of translation
Cellular component (GO): cytoplasmic stress granule; cytosol
Molecular function (GO): RNA cap binding
Source: RefSeq, a predicted model, not a curated record